This is a messenger RNA of Labrus mixtus (cuckoo wrasse), 1340 nucleotides long. RefSeq names its product NXPE family member 3-like. NCBI's taxonomy places the organism in Eukaryota, Metazoa, Chordata, Actinopteri, Labriformes, Labridae. Bases 1 to 1158 code for a protein of 385 amino acids. The record is from RefSeq and is a predicted model, not a curated record. The transcript is spliced from 5 exons.
AUGGGCCAGAGAUUGUGUCAGAAUUGUUGGGUGACCCUUGUCCACUCAAGUGAGGCUGUCACAGUUCUACGUAGGCUAAACAGAGAUUAUCCUGAUAGGGUUCGCUUCCAAAGCGUCUUCCGCUCAGGCUCAAUCUCUGAAUCUACCAUCUGUAAUGUUUGCCUACGCCAAACCAGCCAGCCACAGUGCAACUACACUGACCUCCAUACUGGUGACCCGUGGUUCUGCUACAAGCCAAAGAAACUGAGCUGUGAUGCCAGGAUUAACCACAUGAAAACAGGAUAUAAUAGUGUACUCAAGACCGAAGAGUUGAAGCUCUUUCAAAGGAAUGUCAACCUGAAGGUCUUCAUUCCGGCUUCAGGACCUGCCAGUGUCACUGUGUUGUCACCAAGGAAAGGGCAACCUGCAGUCAAUCAAGACAGUGGGAAGUCUGGACUCUCUGGGUAUUACUACCAGGGUGUGUGGCGAUCACUAGGUGGCUUUAACGUUCACCAAUUCAACAACGACUCUGCAAUCAGCCAGUGUUUGAAAGGCAAGGUGGUCCACAUGUAUGGAGACUCAACCAUCAGGCAGUGGUUUGAGUACCUCGACGCUUCGCUUCCAGAGGCUAAAGCAGUAAACCUGAACAGUCCGAUGCAAGCAGGACCUUACAUGAUAUGGGAAAAUACAAACAAAAUCAUGGUAACGUACCGCAUUCAUGGUCUUCCUCUUCGGAUUUCAAUAAUACCAACCAGUAAGGAGUGUUACGUUUCCAAAGAACUUGAUACGCUGGUUGGUGGUACCAACACAGUUGUAGUUUUAGGAAUCUGGGCCCAUUUCAGCACUUUUCCAAUUGAACUUUACAUCAGACGGCUUCAGAGCAUCCGCAGGGCAGUGGUCCGUCUGUUGAAUAGGGCUCCUGGCACACUGGUGGUCAUCAGAACUGGGACCCUCCAAGCUAUGCACGUUGGUAAUGUGAUAAGCAACGGUGACUGGUUCUCGUUUCAGGUGGACAAGGUGCUCAGAGCCGUGUUCAAAGGACUUAAUGUCCAACUGGUGGAUGCAUGGGAUAUGGUUCUUGCUCACCACUUACCACACAACAUUCAUCCAAAACGUCCCAUCAUUAAGAAUAUGGUUGAUGUUCUAUUGUCUUACAUAUGCCCACAAAAGAAGAGAUAGCUAUUAAUUUAAUGAAGGAAUUUUAACAAUUCAGGAAAAAUGCAGCUCUUGUUGGUAAAACUGAAGCAGUUUUUCUGCUUCUUGUGUGUUUCUAUCAAAUCAUUUCUUUUUCAUAAAGCAGACUAUACAGACAAAGCAAGUACUACUUUGAUCCAUCUCUUUACCAGAGAAUUGUGAGUAAA